ACUGUUAUUGGAGGAAACGGUAGGUAAAUGAGCGAAAAUACCCGAAUGCACACGAGGAUAUGAGAGUAAUUCGUUUUUUGGAACGCUUUACGAUAGAAUUGAGAGGAUAAAAGGGAAACGUUCGAAAAGCAGAAACUGGUUAUUGUAUAUAACUGAUAAUGACGCGACGAAAUAUUUCACUCGGUUUUGUACUAUCGCUUCUUCGUAACACGUCUAUUAUUGUAAAAGAGAGUGACGAUGAUGAUGAAGAAAUGAUGACAUUGUUACUCGUUGAAAAAAUGUCUCAUCUACGUGGAUCUUUAUUCGCUCCGCCUAGGUUGGAAGGCUUUUUUGAAGAAGUUGUACUCAGAUACACAUUCCGACAAUUUAAGUCACAUUUUAGAAUUACUCCUGCAACCGCUAAUGAUCUCGAAAAUAGAUUAGCCCCAUUAUUAGCUAGAGAUGGAACAGAAGGAAGAUUACCUGUCAUCCCUCGUAUACAAAUCUUAAUAUGUCUGUGGAUAUUAGCAAAUCCGGAAUCAUACAGGUCAAUGGAAGUACAAUUUGGAAUAGGUAAAGCCUCAUUGCAUCGUUAUUUUCUACGUGUAAUUCAUGCUCUACGUGAUAUUUCCUCUGAAGUAAUUUGUUGGCCAGAAGGCAAUAAUAUAAAUAGGAUAAAAAAUGAGUUCAAUGCAAAGGCUAACAUGCCUGAUGUUAUUGGUGCGAUUGAUGGCUGUCACAUAGAAAUAGAAGCUCCAAAGUUUGAUGCUGCUUCAUAUCGCACUAGUAAGAAAAAAUAUGCUGUCCAACUUCAAGCAAUUUGCGACGCAUCCUUAGUUUUUACAGACUGUUUUGCUGGCUAUCCAGGAGCAGUCCAUGACGUUCGUGUGCUCCAUAAUUCUCCAUUAUAUAGAGACGCAAUGAGAAAUGAACGUGCUUUGUUUCCUAAUGGAGAGUAUCUUGUUGGAGAUAAAGGCUAUCAGCCAGUAAGAACAUGGCUUAUAACACCUUAUAGAGAUACUGGUGCUUUGACUCAAGCUCACAAAGAUUUCAACAAUAUUCUAUCAAGAACUAGACAAGUAAUAGAGCGUGCGUUUGCUCUUCUGAAAGGACGUUUUAGAAGAUUGAAACAUUUGCACAUGGAUCUUAUUGAUAAAAUCCCUUGUACAAUUUUAGCUUGCUGUGUACUACAUAAUUUAUGCCUGCAAGGAUUUCAUGAUAAUGAAGAAGAUCUUCAAGAAUAUAUUAGAGAUGGAGAAGAAAUUGACAACGAUCUUUAUGCACAGGAACAAAAUUUAUAUGAAGAACUCGUAAUUCAUAAUGAUAAUAACGUUACAGCUGGCCAAAGAAAGCGUAAUUAUUUAAAGGAUAGAUUAACUUAAUUCGAAGCACUUUAU
Trachymyrmex cornetzi is the source of this 1376-nucleotide messenger RNA. RefSeq names its product putative nuclease HARBI1. NCBI's taxonomy places the organism in Eukaryota, Metazoa, Arthropoda, Insecta, Hymenoptera, Formicidae. The record is from RefSeq and is a predicted model, not a curated record. The coding region runs from base 159 to 1361 and encodes 400 amino acids. The transcript has 4 exons.